AUGAAAGAGAGACAUGGCAGUUACUAUGAAAUGAUUAAACCGCACCAAGAGAGAAGAGAACAACGCACUGGUCGUAUGUUUGAUGCAACAUACGUUGGUGAUGGUGCCCAUGAUGUUUGCGACAAGAUCUGCUUCUUCAUGGUGAUGAUGGUCACAACAAGUUAUGUUAAUCUUGCUUGA
Messenger RNA from Arabidopsis thaliana (thale cress), 180 nucleotides. RefSeq lists its product as uncharacterized. Lineage: Eukaryota; Viridiplantae; Streptophyta; Magnoliopsida; Brassicales; Brassicaceae. The transcript has a single exon. The record is from RefSeq and is marked reviewed. Bases 1 to 180 code for a protein of 59 amino acids.